CAGAGCAAGGAAGUGUGGCGCAGUUCAAAGUUCGUCUUUCCAAUUACUGGUGGCAGAAAGCAGAUGAGUAGUCACCAUUAAUAUUUAAGGCUCAAUUUUUAGCUACUUCUUUUUAUAUCAAUGGUUUCUAAUUUCCCUGACGUGUGGACGCUGUUGUCAGAUGCUCGCCGCCGGUACGGUGAGCUGUUCGCGGAAGAACCUCCCCAAGCGGCGGCAUGUGCUCCGGGCAGAGUCAAUCUGAUCGGGGAGCACACUGACUAUAACCAGGGAUUUGUUCUUCCAAUGGCGCUUCCCUUUGUGACCGUGGUGGUUGGAGGUCCAACCUCUGGCCAGGAAGUUACCGUGGUAACCACAGCGGUGGACACUGAUGAACCCCGGAGAGUUGACUUCACCUUGACAGGCGAUGGAUGCUCUCUGUCGCCAGGGUUACCUCGCUGGGCAAACUAUGUGAAGGGUGUCAUACAGCACUACAGGGCUCCUGGUCUCCCAAAUUUCAGAGCAGUGGUAGUUAGCAGUGUCCCGCUGGGUGGAGGACUGUCUAGCUCUGCCUCUCUGGAGGUGGCCUUCUACACCUUCCUGCAGCAGCUCAAACCAGAUGAUGGAGAGAAACUGGAAAAAGUGCUGGCAUGUCAGCAGGCUGAGCACACCCAUGCUGGUGUACCAUGUGGUAUUAUGGACCAAUUUGUGUCUGUUUUUGCCAGGGAGGGACAGGCUUUACUCAUUGACUGCAGGUCUCUAGAAGCCACCUCAGUCCCUCUGGCAGAUCCAGGCUUGGUCAUCCUCAUUACCAACUCUAACGUAAAGCACUCACUGACUGGCAGUGAGUACCCAACAAGACGCAGACAUUGUGAACAGGCUGCCUCUGUACUGGGAAAAGACAGUCUGAGAGAUGUUACAAUAAAAGAACUAGAAGAGGCCAAGGACAAGCUGGAUGAUGUAACUUAUCGAAGAGCUCGUCAUGUUAUUGAGGAAAUACAGAGGACUGUCCAAGCUGCUGAAGCCCUAAAGAAAGGGUCCUACAAGGAAUUUGGCCAGCUCAUGGUGGAAAGUCACAAUUCCCUGAGGGACCUGUAUGAGGUGAGCUGCAAAGAACUGGAUGAACUGGUUUCUGCCGCCAUGGAGGUAGAGGGGGUCUUCGGCAGUAGAAUGACUGGUGGAGGGUUCGGGGGAUGCACCGUGACUUUGCUACAGGCACAUGCCAUUGACAUGGCCAUACUACACAUCCAGAAAAGGGGGUCACAACAAAAUGGCGGGUUGAGCAGCUGUGUUUAAGACAAACUACGGCUGUGCCAUGGACAUCUCCACUCAAAAUAAAAGAGAAUGGGACAACUUUGCACCCUCAGCGUCAAGCAAGAGAAAAGCGAUUCAGGUUGGUUGAAGAGGAAGAAGCGGAGGAAUACAGAGCUAAAACAGUCUCAUAAUUCACAAAUGCACAGGACAAGAUCCACAAAUGCACAAGUCGAGAUACAUGCUUUUAUCCAAUGCCUUUUCUUUUUGCUACAUCUUUUAUCACUUAAAAUAAGCUCACAAACUAUUGCUAUUGCUUCUACGUUGUCAGCCCUGUUUGUUUACUCUAUAUACACGUGUGAUAAAGUAGGUUUUUACUGUAUUUUCUGGAAUCUGAAGGUUGGUCAGAGAAAUCAUUUUGUGUGAAGUGUGUUGCUCUUGCCGUGUGGCUCAACACCAUAUAUCCCACGAUCGAACAUGAAUUUUUGCCUGGUGAGUAAAAGUAAAAAACGCACUGGCUUUUAAAAAUACUUAAGUAGUAAAAGUACUUGCUGAAUGCAUUACCUAAUCGCUAAUACAAUAUCAGUAAGUGUACCUAUCGUAUUUAAUUUUAAUACAUCAGUAAUGUGCCAUUUUAAUGAACACUGCCACAGAUAAAGCAUGUUGUUAUUGUGUUUACUCUCUGUAACAUAGUUUAGAUUUAGAUAUGUGAUUCUAUGCAUCAUAAUUUCAGGGAUGGAAACAUCUUGUCUCCUGUCCUAACAUAGCAUGAACUUCACUUUGAAAGAAAUCCAACAGGAAGGGAAUGGAAAGAAGGUGGGUGGGGGAGGACAUGCAACAAAGGAGCCAUGUAGCAGUGUUGUAGUCAAGACCACCUAACCUGAGACCAAGUCAAGACAAAAAGUAUGUUUUUCAACAUAUUUCUUUUGCCAUUUCUUGAAUCAAAUGAUGUUAAUAUUUACUGUGAAAACAUGUAAAUAUGCUCCCCGCACUACAUGACACAAUAAAAUGAAGUGUACCUAUCAAAAUUGCUUCUCAAAUUGAUCUGAAAGAUUCACAUUCCCAUAAAAACGCCUAGAUAUUAAAUACUUAGAGCUGAAAUUAAUUUAACCAGUAUCAUUAUCAAUUCAAACUCUUCUUCAUUCUGCUUUGCUUCCAUCUCUGUGCCACAAUCCGCAGAAGUCUCCUGCCACUCCUAAUAAGAUAACUCCCUGGGCAGUUGCCCUUGUCAGAAACCACCACUGUCUGCACCAUUAAACAUAGCAAUUAAGACAAUGCUAUAAUGGUAAACAAAGCUCAACUAUGAACACAGUCCAAGGCGCAAGAAGUAACCCAUGACUGUUCUCACCCUUGCUCCCGCUGCAAUGUCUGCCACCAUCACAGGUGACGAAAACAAUCAAAUAGCAAUGAGCAUGCUCUUGUUGGGUUCUGCAGGGGAGUGGUUUCUCUACAUUUACAGGGUGGCAGGCUGACGGGAUCCAGCUGGUGCUCAUCAUCACCAAUCAGCAAAGGCCAUAGGAGCGGCUUCCCUGAGGCAGACGCCAGAUGGUUUUGCUUCAACAGUAGUACACUUUAGCUCUCUGUGCUGCAUUUAUUGUGUUUAACUUGUUUCUAAUUCCUCUCCCAUCUAUUCCCUCCUCAUAGUACCAACUCUGACCACUCUCUGGUGCUCACACUAACCUGAAUUACCUGAUCCUCACGGCUUCGCUAUGCCUUGCCCCUGGAUACCUCCAUGACCACCAGCCAGCUGCUGCCUGUCCACCCUCAGUCUCCUGCUGGAACUCCUCCACCUGGAAACCUCACACUGUACCAACUGCUGGAAAACCCAUGUACCCACCUCUGCUCAUCCUAACCCUGAGACCAUAAGCCAUCACCAGGUUACACCAUCAUUCCCUUCAGUUGCUUCCCUGUUUAACCACUCACCUUUUCUCAGUUCCUCCUCUGGCCUGGUUCCUCCCUGCUGCUCCAGAUCAACGCCCCUCCAUUCUCUCUCCAUUGCACUUAACUAUUCAAUAAAUCUGUUAAACUGUG
Molecule: messenger RNA, 3258 nt
Organism: Xiphophorus maculatus (southern platyfish)
Lineage: Eukaryota; Metazoa; Chordata; Actinopteri; Cyprinodontiformes; Poeciliidae
Gene: galk1
Product: galactokinase 1
Exons: 8
Coding region: 121-1272 (383 amino acids)
Biological process (GO): galactose metabolic process; carbohydrate phosphorylation
Cellular component (GO): cytosol; cytoplasm
Molecular function (GO): ATP binding; galactokinase activity
Source: RefSeq, a predicted model, not a curated record